This is a messenger RNA of Ochlerotatus camptorhynchus, 992 nucleotides long. RefSeq names its product golgin subfamily A member 7. The record is from RefSeq and is a predicted model, not a curated record. Gene Ontology annotation, cellular component: palmitoyltransferase complex. NCBI's taxonomy places the organism in Eukaryota, Metazoa, Arthropoda, Insecta, Diptera, Culicidae. The transcript has 4 exons. The coding region runs from base 140 to 580 and encodes 146 amino acids. Gene Ontology annotation, biological process: peptidyl-L-cysteine S-palmitoylation; protein targeting to membrane.
CACAAGACGAGUGAAAAAUUUAUCAACAUUGCAAAGAAUUUUCACUAAUUUGCAAUAGUUUUGCAAUAUUUUACUAGUAUUUAGCCAUCGGUCGGUGCGCCAGUGGUUGCUGUUGGAAAUCAAGCUCAUCCAGGAAACCAUGGCUGGAAACGUAGUGCGGAUGUCCCAGCCUGGAACGCCAGCAGCCACUCAAUCCAGCUACAUGAAGGUGUUUAUCCAGCGGGACUACAGCGAAGGAACUUCCGUCAAAUUUCAGACCAGAUUCCCGCCGGAGCUGGAGAGUCGGAUCGAUCGGCACACAUUCGAGAGCACGAUGAACAAACUGAACGAGUAUUUUGUCGAAGCAGAGAAGGGUUCCUGCAGUACGUAUUGCGAGGGUUGUCUGGCGUGUAUCACCGCCUAUCUAAUCUAUAUCUGCACCGAGACGCACUACGAAAAGUGCUUGCGCAAGGUAUCAAAGUACAUUGCGAUGCAGAACGAGCGUGUGUACAAUCCGAAGGGACUGCAAAUCACCGAUCCGGUAUGCCGGGGACUGCGGGUCAUAGAGAUCUCGAUACUGGACCGUCCCGGACGCACGUGACUGCCACUGUCGCAUUCCACCGAGGAAUUCUUUAUGUAAUUCGGUUUAAUAGAGAAUACUACACAUAGACAUACCGACACAUUCAGCUGACCAACAGCGGAAACCCUCUUCUGGUGUAAAUUGAAGGACAAGCAAAAUAGUUAAGCAGAACAAGUGUAUAAUCAGAUCCAAUCGCGUUGUAUCAAAAGUGUAAACGCCAUCAAGAUACAUACAUAGAGCAUAGAUCCAUUGAUAGAACCCCUUUCCAUACUUCCAGCAACGAUUUCCUAUCCUCUAAAGAGGUACACUUCGAAGGCUUUGGUUGUAGGUAUAACUGCUUCCGAAGUCUCGAUUUGAGUUCAUUUUCAUUUUCGUUUAUUAAAAACGCAUUUAGUUUUCGAAUUCCGACAAAUGUAACAAACGUUAAACGAAU